Molecule: messenger RNA, 420 nt
Organism: Balaenoptera musculus (blue whale)
Lineage: Eukaryota; Metazoa; Chordata; Mammalia; Artiodactyla; Balaenopteridae
Product: zinc finger protein 169-like
Exons: 5
Coding region: 148-420 (90 amino acids)
Biological process (GO): regulation of DNA-templated transcription
Source: RefSeq, a predicted model, not a curated record
CCAUUAGGCCGGUUGGCAACGGGGUAGACAACAGUAUUCGGGUCCUUCUCAAACCUCUGCUCUUGGUUCCCGAGCUUCAGCCUCAGGAUCGAUCUGCCUUCUGAGACUUUGCCCUUCUUCAGGGAGAGCACUCAGGAGAUCAGGAGAAUGGCCACGGGGCUCCUGAAAGCCAAAAAAGAGGCGUUCGUGGCGUUCGGGGAUGUGGCUGUGGACUUCACCCAGGAGGAAUGGAGGUUGUUGACCCCUGCUCAGAGGACCUUGCACAGGGAGGUGAUGCUGGAGACUUACAACCACUUGGUCUCACUAGCUGGAGCGAGGGGAAGAGCCCUGGAUAAAGGAGAGACAACGUCUGCUGGUUCUCUGUCCAGGAAGCCUCCCUUCCUCUCACUUGGCAUUGUUUUCUGCGGGGGAUACUUGUGA